This is a messenger RNA of Lacerta agilis (Sand lizard), 2667 nucleotides long. RefSeq names its product syntaxin binding protein 2 (gene STXBP2). Lineage: Eukaryota; Metazoa; Chordata; Lepidosauria; Squamata; Lacertidae. The coding region runs from base 81 to 1853 and encodes 590 amino acids. The transcript has 19 exons. Gene Ontology annotation, cellular component: secretory granule; plasma membrane. The record is from RefSeq and is a predicted model, not a curated record. Gene Ontology annotation, biological process: vesicle-mediated transport; intracellular protein transport; neurotransmitter secretion. Gene Ontology annotation, molecular function: syntaxin-3 binding.
CCGAGGUCGGCUCCUCCCGCCUGCAGACACGGAAGUGGCGGCCUCUGGGGAAGCAGGAGCCGAAGAGGGACGCGGGAGUCAUGGCGCCGGCGGGACUGAAGGCGAUAGUGGGCGAGAAGAUCUUGAACGAUGUCAUCCGCAGCAUGAAGAAGGAAGGAGAAUGGAAGGUACUUGUUAUGGAUCAUCCGAGCACUCGCAUUCUCUCAUCUUGUUUUAAGAUGUCAGACCUUUUGGCUGAAGGAAUCACAAUUAUUGAAGACAUUAACAAGCGCAGAGAGCCCCUCCCCAGCCUGGAAGCAAUCUACUUGAUCAGCCCCAUUGAGACGUCUGUGCAUGCUCUGAUAAACGACUUCAAAGCCACUCCCACCUUCACAUACAAGGCUGCCCAUGUCUUCUUCACUGACACCUGCCCUGAGAACCUCUUCAAUGAGCUUGGCAAAUCGCGAAUCACCAAAGCCAUCAAAACACUCAAGGAAAUAAAUGUUGCCUUCCUUCCCUAUGAAUCACAGGUGUACAUCCUUGACAGCCCCCAGAACUUCCACCAUCUCUUUAGCCCUUACUGCAGGGAGGAUAAGAACAAUCACUUAGAAAGGAUGGCAGAGCAAAUUGCCACGUUAUGCGAUACCCUCAAGGAGUACCCUUCGAUUCGCUACAGGAAUGGCUCUGAAGAAUGCUGCCUGUUGGCCCAUGCAGUGUUGGCAAAACUGAAUGCCUUCAAAGCAGACAACCCCACCAUGGGAGAGGGUCCUGACAAAUCUCGCUCUCAGCUUUUGAUUGUAGACCGGAGCUGUGACCUGGUAUCUCCGCUUCUCCAUGAGCUCACCUUGCAGGCCAUGGCCUAUGACCUGCUCAACAUUGAGAACGAUACGUAUAGGUAUGAAUCCACAGGCAUCAGCGACUCACGAGAAAAAGUGGUACUGCUGGAUGAAGACGAUGACCUGUGGGUGGAUCUGCGCCAUAUGCACAUUGCCGACGUCUCCAAGAAAGUGACUGAGCUCCUGCGGACCUUCUGUGAGAGCAAGAGACUCACCACAGACAAGGCCAACAUUAAAGACCUGUCUCAGAUCCUGAAGAAGAUGCCCCAGUACCAGAAAGAAUUACACAAGUAUUCCACACAUCUGCACCUAGCAGAGGACUGCAUGAAUUCCUUCAAGGGCACAGUGGAGAGGUUGUGCGGCGUGGAGCAGGACUUAGCCACAGGUACAGACGUUGACGGAGAGAAAAUCAAAAACCCCAUGAAGACUAUUGUGCCGAUUGUCCUGGACACCAACGUGGCCGCGUUUGAUAAGAUCCGCAUCAUCCUGCUCUGCAUCCUCCUCCAGAACGGCAUCAAUGAGGAGAACCUCACCAAGCUCAUCCAGCAUGCCAACAUACAGCAGGACAGGGACAUCCUCUACAACAUGCACUGCCUGGGGGCCGCCAUCAUGCCAGAGGACAUUGGUGCACACAUGAAACCUAUAAGGAAAGUGCGACUGGAGCCUACCUACCAGCUCUCCCGGUGGAUUCCUUUUCUUAAGGAUGUCAUGGAGGACGUCAUCGAGGACAAGCUGGACAAGAAGUUGUGGCCUUAUGUGUCUUGCCCAGCCCCGGGCCCCUCCUCACAAGCUGCUGUGAGUGCUCGCUUUGGUCAUUGGCACAAGACCAAGACCGCCACCGAGUACCGGACAGGACCCCGCCUCAUCCUGUUUGUACUGGGGGGAGUUACCAUGUCGGAAAUGCGCUGUGCCUAUGAAGUCACUGAUGCCACGGAUGGAAAGUGGGAGGUGCUAAUUGGCUCAUCCCACAUCCUGACUCCCAAGCAGUUCCUGGAAGAAGUGCGCAAUCUGACUGAGCAGGCUCCACUGAAGUCCUAAGAACAUCCCACGCCCAUAAGAGACUGUCUGACAGCAGUUCUGUUUAUCUGCCCAGAUAAACCUUUAUUCUCAAAAAGAUGCCUUCUCACACACACACCUGACUUUGCUUCUGUCCUUUUAAGACUGGCCCCUCCUUCAGCCCAGCUAUCAUGAAUGAGCAUGACACUGGAGGACCUGGUCUAGUGUCCAGGCCGAAGACGAGGGUCCAGCCACCUGUUACGUGAAUCCUUUAUUUAACACUGUGAUGAGGUUUCUGGUUGCACUUUAUUUUCUGUUCCCCUCUUCCCCCACAACCUCCGCCCAGCCUUCCCCAAAAGGAGGGGAAAUGUAAACUGUAUAUCUGAUGGAUAAGCAUCUCCUACUUCUCCCUUCAUCAGUGCAGUUAUUUACUCCCUCAGGGAUUUCCAGGAAAUGAGCUGCUUUGAUGUCUAUACACAUGUCUUUGUCUAGACUCCAGCUUGGUUCUCAUUCUUCUUCUUCUUUUUUUUGGGGGGGGGGGACAAAGGUAAAUUGCUCACUGAAAGAACUUAUUUUUGGUUGUUGUUGGUUUCAGGAAAAGUUUGAAUGGAUUCAAGACCAUUCACCCCCCAAUCCUAUGUAACAUGUAGAAGCGGUAGCUGUUCCUGGAUGCCCAGUGUUGCAGGCCUACUGGUUGUGCUGACACCUAGUAUAAGAUGAGGGCUACUGUAAUUUUUAAAAGACAUGGGGAAAUGAAUGUAUGGGAGGUGCUGUGUACUACUUGCAUUGCGAGACUUAUUUAGCUCUGCUGAAGAAAUCCCAGUGUAUAUAAAUAAAUGUGAAAAUUAAAGUUGUC